AUGCCAUCAUCCAUCUCGUCCCUCCGAGACAACGACCUCAACUGCCCCCCCCCCCAAAACAGCACCCGAACACGUGCGACCAGUCGACGCCGACCCACCAGUUUGGACGUCCUCGCAAAUCCUCAAGCUCCCGAGGCGACAAAACUUCCCAGAAACCGCAAGAGACAACGUCCGCCGGCCCACGAGCGCAACCAAUCCACGAUGCGCGCUGCACGACGCGCGCUGCCCGCGCACCUGCUGUGCCGAAGCUGCCUGAGACACCAACAACGCCGGUUCGCAAGCUCGGCCGCGCCCCCGAGACCGCCGCCGUCCGGUCUCGCCGCCCUCCCGUCUCGACAGCUCCUCUCCGUGUCGGGGCCCGAGGCAUCCAAGUUCCUGCAGGGCAUCAUCACCGCCAACGUGACCGGCGCGGACGGUCUGCCGCGCAAGGAUGCAUUCUACUCGGGGCUCCUCAACGCCACGGGCCGCGUCGUCCACGACAUCUUCGUGUACCCCCUCCGGCAGGGCGGGCCGGCCCCCUGGGCCACGGAGGAAGGGUACCUGCUGGAGGCGGACGCAGGCGAGGUGGCGAGGCUGGCCAGACUCAUCAGGCGGUACAAGCUACGCGCAAGGGUGACGGUGCGCGACGUGCCGCCGGACGAGGCCUCCGUCUGGCAGGCCUGGGACGAAGCGUCGCCGCUGGCGCCGGACGUGGCGGCCGGCGAGUCGAGGCUGGUGCUGGAGGACCCCCGGGCCCCCGGUCUGGGCUGCCGCAUCGUCCAGCUGAACCACAGGGCGCCCGAGCUCGACGUGGACGCGUCGACCGAGGCCGCGUACACCAUCCGGCGGUACCUGCGCGGCGUGGCCGAGGGCCAGGACGAGAUGCUGCGCGAGCAGGCGCUCCCCCUGGAGGCCAACAUGGACGUCAUGGGGGCCAUCGACUUCCGCAAGGGCUGCUACGUCGGGCAGGAGCUCACGAUCCGCACGAGGCACCGCGGCGUGGUGCGGAAGCGCAUCCUGCCGUGCGUGAUUUACGGCAAGGACAAGGCCGCGCCGCGGGCGCUCCUGUACGACGCGGAGUGCAGCUCGCCGGAGAGCCUGACGGCCGACAUGAUCCCCGCCGGGACGAGCGUCGGCCGGCUCGGGAAGAGGGGCCGCAGCGCGGGCCGGUGGCUGAAGGGCGUGGGCAACAUUGGGCUGGCGCUGUGCCGGCUCGAGAUUAUGACGGACCUCGUGCUGCCCGGCGAGCAGGCCGCGGCUACGUACGGGCCCGGGGGGGACGAGUUUGUGCUGGAAUGGGGCGAGGGCGGCGAGGACAACAAAAGCGACGUCAAGGUCAGGGCGUUUGUGCCGGCGUGGCUGCGUGAGGCCCUGAGCGCGCAGGGGCUGGACAGGACGGAACGCAUCCAUAGAUGA
Molecule: messenger RNA, 1395 nt
Organism: Metarhizium album ARSEF 1941
Lineage: Eukaryota; Fungi; Ascomycota; Sordariomycetes; Hypocreales; Clavicipitaceae
Exons: 1
Coding region: 1-1395 (464 amino acids)
Cellular component (GO): mitochondrial matrix
Molecular function (GO): protein binding
Source: RefSeq, a predicted model, not a curated record